UUUACAUUAUAGUUUUUAGUAAUAGUUUAAUUAAUAAUAUUAGUUAUAAUAUAACUAGUUUUAAUUGUCUGUAAGUCAAUAAAAAUUAAGGUUUUAUAUAGUUCUUACUUAUAUUUAAUUUUUUUAUGUGUUAAAAUUUUACUACCUAAUUAAUUCUGAAAACAUGACAAGUCUUAAUUUUCAAAGUAUACCAUUAAAUAGCGUUGAAUCACAAUGGGAGACUUUGUAUAAUCAAUUUGACAAAAACAGAGAUGGAAAAAUUUCAAUAUCAGAAUUAUAUAAAUCAUUAAAAGAAGGAGUAGGUGAUCAAUACAAUAUACCCUCAAAAUGUUUAAAAUCUAUUGCUCUAGCUGUUGAUCGUGAUCAAAAUGAAUAUAUUAGUUUUAGAGAAUUUUUAAAUUUUAUGGAAAAUCAUCCUGUAGCUAAAAGCUUAACUUCAAGCGUACUUAAUAAAUAUAUACAUUAUGCUAUUGUACCAAGAGGUCCUCCUAGACUAAGAUCUGUUGGCUUAGAUCAUACCGAUGGUGAUUACGAAGAUGAGUAUUCUUGUAACCCUCCCGCCUUAUGCAUGAUUCUUGUUAGCUUAAUUGAAAUAUUUAUUUUUACUUGGGAUGUUUUGAAAUUACAUACAACCGAAUCAAUUAGAGGACCAAUGGCAUCUACAUUUAUUUUUAAUCCUCAUCGUAGACAUGAAGCUUGGCGCUUUCUUACUUAUAUGUUUGUCCAUGUUGGGCAAACACAUUUGAUUGUUAACUUAAUUGUUCAAGUUCUAUUAGGUAUUCCUUUAGAAAUGGUGCAUCGUGGCUGGCGAGUAGUUUUAAUCUAUUUGUCUGGUGUCUUGGCUGGUUCAUUAGCAACAUCUGUAUCUGAUCCUUCAGUGUAUUUAGCAGGUGCUUCAGGAGGUGUUUAUGCAUUAAUUACAGCUCAUGUUGCCACUAUAAUUAUUAAUUGGUCUGAAAUGGAAUUUGGUAUUUACCAACUAUUGGUAUUCUCUGUGUUAAUAGUUUUUGAUACAGGAUCAUCUAUUUAUAACCGCUACUUUGUGGAGGUGGAUAAUCAGAUUGGCUAUACUGCACAUUUAGCUGGUGCUAUAGCAGGUUUGCUUGUUGGAGUAUACACAUUACGCAAUCUAAAUGUUAAACCGUGGGAGAAAAAACUGAGUUGGAUUUUUUUCACAGUUUAUAUUAUUUUAAUAGGAUCAGCAGUCUUAUGUAACAUUGUAUUAUCUGAUUAUUUCUCCAAAGAAAAAUAUUAAGUGUUAUAUUGCAAUAUUUUAAAUUACUAGUGUUAAUUUUGAAGAUCAAUAUUUUUAUGGUAUUAUCCUAGUAUUAUUUUUUGAAUUAUUUAAAAUUUUGAAUAAGCACCAGAUGCUUUUAUUUCAUAAUUUAUUACUAUUAAAUAUUUUUCUAUGCUGCAUUGAUAAAAAUGCAUUUAUAAAUAAGUAUUAUUUUUAUAUGU
This is a messenger RNA of Daktulosphaira vitifoliae (grape phylloxera), 1458 nucleotides long. It is a transcript of the gene rho-4, whose product is annotated as rhomboid-related protein 2. Gene Ontology annotation, molecular function: serine-type endopeptidase activity; calcium ion binding. Bases 164 to 1255 code for a protein of 363 amino acids. The record is from RefSeq and is a predicted model, not a curated record. Gene Ontology annotation, cellular component: membrane. The transcript is spliced from 8 exons. NCBI's taxonomy places the organism in Eukaryota, Metazoa, Arthropoda, Insecta, Hemiptera, Phylloxeridae.